CGAUCAUGUGAUUGAGUCAAGAUGGCGUCGUCCAGCCGCUUGUGGCUCUUGGCUCUCUCUUUCCUGCCGGGGUUCUGCGCUUCCCUAGCGCUGGGGCAUCUCGACCCGCCGGCGCCGCUGCCGUUGGUGAUCUGGCAUGGGAUGGGAGACAGCUGUUGUAAUCCCUUAAGCAUGGGCGCUAUUAAAAAAAUGGUCGAGAAGAAAAUACCUGGAAUUUACGUCUUAUCUUUAGAGAUUGGGAAGACCCUGGUAGAGGAUGUGGAGAACAGCUUCUUCUUGAAUGUCAACUCCCAAGUAACAACGGUGUGUCAGAUUCUUGCUAAAGAUCCCAAAUUACAGCAAGGCUACAAUGCUAUGGGAUUCUCCCAGGGAGGCCAAUUUCUGAGGGCAGUGGCUCAGAGAUGUCCAUCACCUCCCAUGAUCAAUCUCAUCUCAGUUGGGGGACAACAUCAAGGUGUUUUUGGACUCCCUCGGUGUCCAGGAGAGAGCUCGCACAUCUGUGACUUGAUCAGAAAAACACUGAAUGCUGGAGCUUACAACAAAGCUGUACAAGAACGCCUGGUGCAAGCAGAAUACUGGCAUGACCCCAUAAAGGAGGACGUAUACCGCAACCACAGCAUCUUCCUGGCAGAUAUUAAUCAGGAGAGAGGUGUCAAUGAGUCCUACAGGAAAAACCUGAUGGCCCUGAAGAAGUUUGUGAUGGUGAAAUUCCUCAAUGAUUCCAUUGUGGACCCUGUGGAUUCUGAGUGGUUUGGAUUUUACAGAAGUGGCCAAGCCAAGGAAACCAUUCCCUUACAGGAGAGCACCCUGUACACACAGGACCGCCUGGGGCUAAAGGCAAUGGACAAGGCAGGACAGCUGGUGUUCCUGGCUCUCGAAGGGGACCACCUUCAACUGUCUGAAGAAUGGUUUUAUGCCCACAUCAUACCCUUCCUUGAGUGAAACCCUUGUAGUUUGCACCAGAGCUCAGGGAACCCCUCACACUUCCAAACCAGUUCCCUCCAUGCCCAUGCCUGAGCUCAGAUCCAGCUAGCAACUAAUCUUGUCUAGUCACGUCUAACAUGCCCUGCUCGGAAAGAACCAAGAUACGAAUCUUAUCCCUUGCCUCAUCCUAUCAGCACAUAUGGUGUUGAAUGCAAGUUUAAUUAGCUAAUGUGGUCGGACUGUUUUAGGAAUCAGGAGUUUGCUGCAGGUCAGUGGCAGAACUGUACCUAGGCCUGGAAGAGACUGAACAAACUAAAGCAAUGAGAUGGAGUCUAAAGCAGAUGCCUUUCUCAGGAAAAUCUAGCCACAUCUCAAAGCAAAAGGCCAGUACCCAGGCCUGAGGUAUUCACAUAAAUGCGUUCUCAGCUGUGCUGGUGGAGAUUUGACCAGUUCGUGGAAAAGUAUUGCUUGGAUAACAUGUCCACGUAACUUCUUGAGGCUGCCCCUCCUCUCUUUGAGUAUGCUGCUUUCUGUGGUGUCUUAGCUAUUAGACAGAUUCCGGCAGCCCACCAUUUGCCUUGGCGGCACUUUUUUUGUCUCCUCAGGUAGUGAUGAAUUAGUUGCUCUGUCACAAAAGGAGGGAAGUAGCACCCAAUUGGAUUGCUUAAGGGAGGAAGUGUACAUAUUGCCUGACUUAGAUGGGAGUGGGGGAAGGUUUAAAGAAAAAUGUAAAAAUGAAAAAGGAGGUCAUUGGUCUUUCCAUUCCAUCCUUGACGAACCUGCCCUUUCUGAAAAUGACUAGUGGUCUGGGUUCUAGUCACUCUAUUGCUGGCAUUAGCAAAGAAUGGGAGUAAAAAUGUGAAGAGAUCAGGCCUUCUAACUAACUUCCAUCUCAAAAAUUUCAGAUUACCAGCAUACUUCAAACUGCUUCUGAUGUGUUUUGUGGAAAAAAAAGAUUAUUUGCUCAAAAAGCUUAGGGACUAUUUCAUAUUUCUUUUCUCCUCUUGGAGAUCAGCCCAGCUUAGAAUAUUAAGGACUCUGAGAAUUCCUGUUACAGUGAAGAAAACUAACAAUCUACCACUUCCCACACUAUUUGAGCAAGGACGUCUUAGCCCCCCACUCUCUUAUCCCAUGAAAACCAGCAACACUUUCUGGGAGACUGUUCUGCAGAAUGCCAGUUUGCGGAGAUGGUUAGCUAUGUUUGAGGGAAGCACCUUGGUAGUGCUGCAGAGUUUACCCUCUGUGAUUUUUCCUUCACCUUUCUCAAGACUUUUCAACUAAAGAGGAUGAAAGGCAAGAAGUGGGGACGUGUGAAAAUAAUUUUAUGAAGUUGUCUAAAAUAAAGAGUAGUUUCUUA
This is a messenger RNA of Hippopotamus amphibius kiboko, 2281 nucleotides long. RefSeq names its product palmitoyl-protein thioesterase 1 (gene PPT1). The coding region runs from base 22 to 942 and encodes 306 amino acids. The record is from RefSeq and is a predicted model, not a curated record. The transcript is spliced from 9 exons. Gene Ontology annotation, cellular component: lysosome. NCBI's taxonomy places the organism in Eukaryota, Metazoa, Chordata, Mammalia, Artiodactyla, Hippopotamidae. Gene Ontology annotation, molecular function: palmitoyl-(protein) hydrolase activity. Gene Ontology annotation, biological process: nervous system development; receptor-mediated endocytosis; protein depalmitoylation.